AUGACUGCAUCAGCCAAAAGCUCCACAUCUUAUUUGUACGUUGUAAAUUUAGGGGCCGAUUUUCCAAUCGGCCCUGGAGACGAUAAGCUGCUAGAGAAUCCUCCUCACACCAAACCCCUCUUUAUUCCCCGCCCCCGCCAGUGGAUAAAGGGGGGUAAAUCAGACAAGUGGGACGGGCGCUCCCGCUCCCGCACCCGCACCCCACCCCACCGCACCCCUCGCCUGCCCGGCCAGGCCUUCCCAAGGCCGGUGACCCAUAGGUUCCCCAGGAGGACCGGGAGGAAGAAGGGAAGCGGGCGAGCCGCGGUGCUGGAGGGACGAAGUUACCUUGAAGCUUCUGGGGAAGAAUCCGAAGAUGAUCUGUGGCUUGGAGGGGCGGGAGACGGGCGAGGUGGCCGCAGCGGGGGCGGGCGGCGGGACCGGGACGUGCAGGGGGAGGUCCGGGCAGCUGCGGGGAGCCUGGGGCGACGGCUGUCCGGUACGGGGUCCCUCCGGUUCCGCGGCGGCGGAGCCUCUAGGCCUCACGGCCGGACCCGAACCUCAGCGUUCCGGUGGCGGCGGCGGCCUCACGAUCCUCCCCCGCGGGCCCGUCCCAUCAAAUCGGCACCGACCCCGUUGCGGCUCCGCCGGUGGCUCCUCGCUCACAUUCCUGGCGGGCGGCGCCUCAGCUCGUUGCCCCGGACCCGGCGGCGGCGGCGACGACGUGGGGAGGGGGGGAAGGGAGGGAGGAAGACUGGAUCUGCAGCGGCAGCAAGAGAAGGGGACAGAAUAAGGAGGAGGAGCCGCAGGAGCUGGAGCCGCCGCUGCCAGAGCCACCUUUCGCUACCCGCGGUGGGUCCCAGUCAAUGCCCCUUUCUCUCUCCUAUUGUCAAUAUCACCGGGCGGCUGAGUCCAUGGCACACGCGCAACCGAACCUUCUGGCCAGCAGCGCCCGCCUCCGGCGCCCGCCCACUGGAGACUUCAAACGGGAAGCGAGGCCUCAUUGGCCAGUAUCCGCCUUCACUCCCCUGA
Pan troglodytes (chimpanzee) is the source of this 1011-nucleotide messenger RNA. RefSeq lists its product as uncharacterized. Bases 1 to 1011 code for a protein of 336 amino acids. The transcript is spliced from 3 exons. Lineage: Eukaryota; Metazoa; Chordata; Mammalia; Primates; Hominidae. The record is from RefSeq and is a predicted model, not a curated record.